Molecule: messenger RNA, 3725 nt
Organism: Leptopilina boulardi
Lineage: Eukaryota; Metazoa; Arthropoda; Insecta; Hymenoptera; Figitidae
Gene: Ntan1
Product: protein N-terminal asparagine amidohydrolase
Exons: 8
Coding region: 519-1451 (310 amino acids)
Biological process (GO): ubiquitin-dependent protein catabolic process
Cellular component (GO): nucleus
Molecular function (GO): protein-N-terminal asparagine amidohydrolase activity
Source: RefSeq, a predicted model, not a curated record
AAGUCGACAGAAAACAGAACGCGUUUGUCAGUGGAGGUUGGUAGACUGACGUUAAAGGCAAAUAAUUUUUCGUGUAUAUUUUAAGACGACAGUGGUGUUUAAAUCACAAAACAUUGUGCAUCAAUGACUUUUUUUUGUCAAUCAAUUCAUAUAAUUCGUGUAAAUUAAAAAAAGUUCGACAAACAAAAAAAAAAGUAGACACACUUUAUUUUUCUUUUUAUUUUUUUUUGUUUUCUUGUUUCAUAUUCGCGUGUGCCCACCAGUUGCAUGUUGCAUAACCUGAGAUUUAUUUUAGAAGAAAAAAAAAAAAUUGUCACUAAAAUUUGAUUCAUAUUUAUUGUUUUGUGAAUCAAAGUGAAAAAAUUAUUAUUAAUUUAUAAAUAAAAACUUGGUGCUCUCUUGGGUUUUCUUGCUUGGCUGUCCUUCACCGAAGCAGUCAACUCCAAAAGUCAACUGAAGCAUUAUGGCGGCUGGAACGUGUGAUUCUUUUUGAUGAUUUGUGAAAGAACAACUUAAAAAUGGUUCUCGUGGUAAAUGGGGUUCUACAAGAAGAACCCCCGGCGGACAGCAGGUCAUUAUAUGCGGCCCACCCAGUAUAUCGUGAGACCGCUGCUCAACUCCACUCGAUGCCGGCAAAAUUAGUGGGCCCCGUGGGCCUUCUUUACGUCAAGCAGAGAGAAAUGGCUGCAACCCUUCCCCACGACAAAAAUGUAAGCAUCCUAGGAUCGGAUGACAUGACAACAUGCAUAAUCGUCGUCGUCAGGCAUUCUGGCUCUGGUGCUGCAGCUCUCGCUCAUUUAGAUGGGGCUGGAACGGAAGAUGCCGCAGCGACAAUGAUUCAGAGGGUAACAGAAUUAGCACUUGGAUAUCCAGAGGGACGUCUGGAACUUCAACUUGUAGGUGGUUACUCAGACCCUAGGAAUUACUCGGAAGGACUUUUUUGUAAUAUUAUGUCUGCUUUUCAUAAGCAACCUGUUGAAAUUGACCUCACGCUCUGCUGCGUGGGCGAACUCAACACAACUGUCAGAGGUGGUAUCCAUUGGCCAGUAAUUUACGGAAUUGGCUUAAAUGUAAAAACUGGAGAAAUAUUCCCAGCAACGUUUCCUGACAAAGGACCAGAUCAGGCUCUCAGAAGUGCUAGACAAUUAACUGGAGGACAACAGGUUUUAGAUGUCUAUGACUGUACUCUUGGUCUCCUUAGAAUUGGACCUUUUAAUUAUGAUCCUCUUCGAGGUGUUGAUCUUUGGCUGGCACAAACGGAUCAGUUUAUUUUACAACAUUUAUCAACGUCACCAGAUGUAGAACUACCACAUUUUGUCUCACAGAUUCGAGCAACGCUCAAGUACAUCCAGGACAAUCAAUUUCCGGCAGUAACAGUCUUUAGAGACAACAGACCUCAUUAUUAUCGACGAGAUGAAGCCACCGGAGUUUGGCAGCCAAUAAGAUAUUAAUGUUAACGUUUUUGUCAUCCAUGAAUAUUAUCUACACUUCUCUUUUCUUACUCGCGAUAAUGCCCUAUUUUUUUUUUGCGGACUUUGUCGAUUAAAAAAAAGGGGGAAAAGAAAAUUCUUGUUUAAACUAUAUAUAUAUAUAGAAACAAAACAAAGUUAUCAAUACCAUUUGAUUUUCAUUUCUGUUACAAACAGAGAAUAAAAAAUGUGUAUUGAAUAUUUUCACUGUUAACUCGAUGACCACAUCUGCCAAUGCUUGUUAAUUGUUUUAUUAUCUUCACUCUUAACUUGCUUAUUUAUUCUACAAGAAUGAAAAAAGUGAACAAAAUUUUUUUAAAAAAAUUUCACAAUUUUUUUUAAUUUUAUAACUUACUUACUUUAAAAUAUAAUUUUUUCAAAAAAAACAAUUUUUCAAUAUGUACGAAUUAUCACUGUUAAUAAAUUUCUAGUUCUUUUUCUAAUUGGAUUUUGUAAUUUUUUGUAAAUGUUGAUUUUAAAAAUAUUUAAAAAUAAAACGAAUAUUAACAAAUUAUCAAUAUUAAUAAAUUAUCAGUUUUUUCUUAUUUGAAUUUUGUAAAUUUUUUUUUCAAAAAUAAUUUUAAAAAAUUGCAAGUUAAGGGUAUGUGGGAACCUCUCACGUGACCUAGUAUGGGAAAAAGUGCUUUGGUAGUAUACAUCUUACUCUAAAAUGAAAAAAGAUUUUUGUCUAAAAUUUUUAGGGAUGAUAGAUUAGGGUACAAGGAAUCUCGCUGUUCUCCGAAAAAUACAUAAUUUUGCGUUAAAUUAUUAAUUAUUAAGUUAUGGUAAAUUAGUAGAACAGCGAGAUUCCUUGUACUAAACAAAAUUAUUUCUCCAAAAUUUUGACCCGAAUUCAUUUUUUGUUUCAGAGAAUGUUUCAAACCACAAAAAACGUCCUUUGCUCACAUACCCUUAAGAGUAGAAUUUUUGCAAAUAAAAACAAAAUAGUCGAUGCUAUUCUUCUUCUUCUUCUUCUUCUUCUUUUUUAAAUUAAUGCUCUCAGCUAAAGAAGAAACUUUUGACUGUGAACAAAAUAUGUUUUUAAUUUUUGUAAGUAAGGGUAAUAUAAUAUUUUAUCAACAAAGUUUUAUUAACUGGACGAUUUAUAUUAAGUUAAUUAUAAUAUUGUUUUAAAUACUCCGUUGUUCCACAAUAUAUAUAUAUAAAUAUAUGGGUAUUUAAUGAAAAAUUCUUCUAUUACUUAUAUUAUUGUCAAAACUGAAAAAUCGGCUGUGGAGUUAGCACACUGAGUUUUUUUUUAAUAUUGUACGUAGAUAAAGAAAGUGAAAAAGAAAUGACGUGUUUUUUUUCUAUUGUUAAUUAAGUUAUCUUUUGUCUCGUAAUAAGACGAAAAAAUUAAUUUCAAAGAUAUAAAUAAUUUUUCGUUUUUCUUUUUGGGAUGGAUUAGGGAAAAAUUCGCUCUUGCCAUAAUUGGAAAAAAAAUAUAUAUAUAUAUUAGAUGAAAGUUUAUAGAAAAUGAAAAAAUUAUCUAGAAGAAAGUACAACAGAAAUGCUGUAAAUAUUUCUAAGGACUGUUAAUUAAAUUCUAGUAAUAAGGAGAGGGCCAAGAAACAAAAUGUGUUGAUUUUUCUUCUAGAAAAAUAGUUUUACACUUUUUUUUUUUGUUUUGCAAACUGUUAUAUAGCUUUUUUCUAUUGCUUACUUUACUAUUUUUUUUUUUUUUUUUUUUUUUUUUGAGAAGCAAGAAAAAAAUCAUUUCUUGUUUCUUUCAUAUCAGAGACUUUUUGGAGUAAAUUUUUUUUUUCAAUCAAAUGUUACAUAUAGGCAAAAAUUAAUGUAAGAGAAAAGAGCUUUUUCAACUUUUUUUUUUUUUAUCGUUUUUAGUGAUAGUUAAGUAUAAAGUGUUAAACGCAACAUAAGGUCAAUUAAAUAAGAAUUAUUCCGAAAAAAUUAGUAAAGAGAUAUAUUUAUAUUGUAUUGUCUAUUUAAAAACAAACAAAAACUGAGAGAAAAAUUUAGAACUAUCAAAAAAAAAAAAAAAUAUCGUAUUUGACAAAACAUUAUUGCUUAUAAUUAAUAAACAUUGUUUAUAUUUGUUAAACUUUUCAAAAGUUAAUGAAAAUUGUUUUCAUCUAAUUUUGCAAAUUUUUCUCUGUGUUUAUCUUUGUUUUCAUUUACUCAUUUCUUAUGUAUGUAUCUUUCGUUCUUUUUUCUUCUUUGUUGCAAAAAGACGACCUUAUUUUAUAUAAUACUAUUUGGUGAUAUAUUUAUACAAUAAAUUACAAUUAGUGAAUA